Molecule: messenger RNA, 1084 nt
Organism: Zootoca vivipara (common lizard)
Lineage: Eukaryota; Metazoa; Chordata; Lepidosauria; Squamata; Lacertidae
Gene: CDC34
Product: cell division cycle 34, ubiquitin conjugating enzyme
Source: RefSeq, a predicted model, not a curated record
UCUCUGUUGUUAUCGUCGCCGACGCCGCCGACGCCGUUCCAGUAGCUCGAGCCCCUCCGCGGCGCUCUUUCGGGUCCGCAGCGGCCUUCUCUCCCCUCCCCCGUCACGCUCCUCCUCUCCCCGGGCCGCGCCGCUCACGCGAGCCCCCGGCUUCACCCGAGGCCUACCCGUCCCUCCGACCAUGGCGCGGCCGUCCGUGCCCAGCUCGCAGAAGGCGCUGCUGCUGGAGCUGAAGGGGCUCCAGGAGGAGCCCGUGGAGGGUUUCCGCGUCAGCCUGGUGGACGAGGGGGACCUCUACAACUGGGAGGUGGCCAUCUUUGGGCCCCCCAACACCCACUACGAGGGGGGCUACUUCAAGGCUCGUCUCCGAUUCCCUAUCGACUACCCUUAUUCACCACCCACCUUCCGGUUCCUGACCAAAAUGUGGCAUCCAAACAUAUACGAGACCGGAGACGUUUGCAUUUCCAUUCUACACCCUCCGGUGGAUGACCCACAGAGUGGAGAGCUGCCUUCAGAAAGAUGGAAUCCCACGCAGAACGUGAGGACGAUUCUCCUCAGCGUGAUCUCGCUGCUCAACGAACCCAACACAUUCUCUCCUGCCAACGUUGACGCUUCGGUGAUGUACAGGAAGUGGAAGGAGAGCAAAGGCAAAGAUCAGGAAUACACAGACAUCAUCAGGAAGCAGGUCCUCGGAACCAAGGUGGAUGCAGAGCGCGACCAAGUCAAGGUCCCGACGACGCUGGCAGAGUAUUGCGUCAAGACCAAGACUCCAGCGCCGGACGAGGGCUCGGACCUCUUCUACGACGACUAUUACGAGGACGACGAGAUGGACGACGAGGUCAACAGCUGCUACGGGGACGAAGACGAUUCCGGCAACGAGGAGUCUUGACGAGGGACACCUCCCCCUCCCCGCCAUUCUCCUCAGCCCCCUCUUUUUCUCCGCACCCCCUCUCUGCCCCCUUCCCUCCACCGCUGCCUCCUGCUGCUGCCGCUCCCGAUAGUAGCAAUAAACUAUCUGACUCUUUUACUUGAACCCAGGACGCCACCCGGCUGAGACUCGGAAACAAAGCAAAAAAAAAGAGAA